UGAUACUGUCAGUUUUCACAACACAAACAUGGCCGCCUCCUGUUCGGGAAACAGCGCAAUGCUGCACCGAUGUGUUAAAUUUAAACGCAUGUGUAAUACCCAUCCGAGCGGUGGUGUGUUUAUUAGGAGGAUAUGGACGUCUAGGUCUAAAUGCCAACUUCCGCCCAAAUUACAGAGUAAAAGUGCUCCUCAGAUGGUGGGCGUGGUUGCCUUGGAGAUCCAUGCACAGAUUCAGGCCACAUCAAAGUUGUUCUCAAGCUCACGUGUUGGAUUCUCAGCCCCACCCAAUUCACAUGUGUCGUUUUUCGACGCCUCACUUCCUGGCACGCUUCCGGUUCUGAACAGGAGGUGUGUCGAGGCAGCUGUAAUGACUGGUCUCGCCCUCAAUUGCAAAAUCAACACAAAGUCUCUCUUCGACAGGAAACACUACUUUUACGCCGAUCUCCCAGCAGGUUAUCAGAUCACUCAGCAGCGAGUGCCCAUUGCAGUGAACGGAUCUCUGAGCUUCAGUUAUUUAGGGGGGAAGAAGAGGAAUGAGGUGAUGACGAAGAGCGUGAGAGUGAGACAGAUUCAGCUUGAGCAGGACAGCGGCAAAAGUCUCCAUGACGAUCAGAGGAGCCGAACGUUCAUCGACCUGAACCGCGCCGGUGUGGGUCUGAUGGAGGUGGUGAUGGAUCCUGAUAUGUGUUGUGGUGAAGAAGCAGCAGCUGCAGUGCGAGAGCUUCAGCUCAUUCUUCAGACUCUCAGAACCUGCCAAGGAAACAUGGCUGAGGGACAGUUGCGAGUGGACGCUAACGUAUCUGUCCAUCAUCCCGGAGAGCCGCUUGGCAUUCGCACUGAAGUAAAGAACAUCAACAGCGCUCGGUUUGUUGCCAGGGCGAUCGAUUAUGAGAUCCAGAGACAGAUUGAGGUUCUGGAGAGUGGAGGGACAGUUCUGAACGAGACCAGAGCUUUCGACAGCAAAACCGGAACGACAGUGCCAAUGAGGGAUAAAGAGGGUCUACAGGACUACAGGUUCAUGCCAGAACCCAAUCUUCCUCCUCUGUUCAUUUAUGAAGGCGUGUCCUCAGUGCCAGAUGGCGUUGAUCCUGCCCACGUGGUCAUGAUAGACAGAUUGAAGGCUCAGUUACCUGAGCUGCCCGGAGUGAAGAGGAUGAGAUUAAUGAAGGAGUACGGCAUCCUGCCAGAACACAGCUUCACUCUGGUGAAUGAAGAUGGAUUGAUGGAGUUUUUCGAGCGCGUGGUCCAGAAGACGAAAACGGAACCGAGGAAGCUGAUUGGCUGGGUGAUAAAGGAGCUGAUGGGUCACCUGAACCAACAAAACCUAAAGGUUACACAGAGCCCGGUGUCUCCCGAGGCUCUUGCACAACUGCUGAAUCUUCUUGAAUCUGGUUUCAUCUCGUCCUCUGCUGCUAAAGUGGUAUUCCAGGAAAUGUGGAAGACUCCGGAAAAGCGUGUGGAGCAGCUGGUGAAGGAACUGGAUUUAGGGUUGAUCAACGAUCGAGAGGAACUCCUUAAGAUCUGCCAGAGAGUGAUGGACGCUCAUCCUGAUCUGGUCCAGGUGAUCAGAGGGGGCAAUAAGAAGGUGCUGAAUAAGCUCAUGGGCGCCGUUCAGAAGGAAUCCAAAGGCCGAGCCGAUCCAGUCCAGCUGAGGAACAUCCUGCAGGAAAUGACAUCGUGAUUAAAACCCAGAGUGCCUCAAUACCAGUCUUCUGAGAACUGAUCGUGUUUAGUUAUACAAUUGAACCUGGAAUGCUUUAGUAUGUUUCUGCUCGAGAACCUCACAAAAGCCUCAGUGAUGAACGGAAAGGUCGAGUCAGGGAUGUUGGAGCAGAAACUACAACUCAGCAUAAUUUGUGCAUAUUAACAUGUUCCUGUUUAGUCUCGGUCAACAUGAAUGUCUUAUUUAUGUGUGUAUAAAGGGCUUUAACAAGGA
Neoarius graeffei (lesser salmon catfish) is the source of this 1936-nucleotide messenger RNA. RefSeq names its product glutamyl-tRNA(Gln) amidotransferase, subunit B (gene gatb). The transcript is spliced from 13 exons. NCBI's taxonomy places the organism in Eukaryota, Metazoa, Chordata, Actinopteri, Siluriformes, Ariidae. Gene Ontology annotation, biological process: mitochondrial translation; glutaminyl-tRNAGln biosynthesis via transamidation. The record is from RefSeq and is a predicted model, not a curated record. Gene Ontology annotation, molecular function: glutaminyl-tRNA synthase (glutamine-hydrolyzing) activity. The coding region runs from base 29 to 1681 and encodes 550 amino acids.